Messenger RNA from Zasmidium cellare ATCC 36951, 1707 nucleotides. RefSeq lists its product as uncharacterized. Bases 1 to 1707 code for a protein of 568 amino acids. Gene Ontology annotation, biological process: intracellular polyamine homeostasis; transmembrane transport. Gene Ontology annotation, molecular function: polyamine transmembrane transporter activity. The record is from RefSeq and is a predicted model, not a curated record. Lineage: Eukaryota; Fungi; Ascomycota; Dothideomycetes; Mycosphaerellales; Mycosphaerellaceae. The transcript has 2 exons.
AUGGGACAAGACAACGACCGGGACGUCGAUCACAGCGACCUAGAAAAAGAAAUAGACAAGAUCGAAGCAGAAUCUCCAGUAUCAGAAGACGAAGAUGGACGCAUCUCCUCGUUACCUCGACGGCCCCCGCCCGCGCUCACCAAGAAACCCGACGUCGACUCCAGCGUGCGCUCCGUCCGUCGUGAAGCAGUCAAAGUCCCACGAUCCGAACGUCGCGGCCUCUUCGCUCGCUUCUGCAUCAUCGACGAAGUGACCAACGCCUGGGACUACCCCCGAAAGAUGAAAUGGAUUGUGACCACCAUCGUCGCUAUAGCAGGCGCGGCAGCUCCCAUGGGCUCGUCAAUAAUCUUGCCAGCCCUGGUGGACAUUGCUAAAACGUUCAACUCCACCGCCACGAUCGUCAACCUGAGUGUCGCGAUGUACAUGCUCAGCAUGUCAAUCUUCCCGUUGUGGUGGAGUUCCUUCUCGGAAACGCUGGGUCGAAGAACGAUUUAUGUCACGAGCUUCGCGCUGUUCCUCGUCUUCAAUAUUUUGUCGGCGGUGAGUACAAGUAUUGGGAUGUUUGUGGUCAUGAGGAUCCUCAGCGGUGGUGCGGCGGCGAGCGUACAAGCUGUAGGUGCAGGCACCAUUGCGGAUAUAUGGGAGGUGAAAGAGAGAGGUAGGGCUAUGGGUAUUUUUUACUUAGGCCCUCUGUGCGGACCUUUGCUCUCUCCUAUCCUUGGAGGUGUGCUGGCAGAGACUCUAGGCUGGCGGAGCACACAAUGGCUAAUGGCCAUAUUUGGUGGAAUCUUGUUCAUUUUCAUCAUCAUCUGCCUGCCCGAGACACUACACCAACGAAGACGCAUCGCCGCCGAAGCAGAACAGGAAGCAGCAGAAGAAGUCGGCGAAGUGGAUGAGAAAGGAAACCCACAACCAACCCUCAACCGUACGACGACCAAACAAUCCGUCCGGAUCAAAUCCAAGAAAUACCUCCUCAUGGCCCGCCGCGCCUUCCUCGACCCCCUACACAUCAUCGUGUAUCUGCAGUUCCCUGCCGUCGCCAUCCUCGUCUUCUACGCCUCCAUCACCUUCGGCUCGCUCUACGUCCUCAACAUCUCCGUCCAACAAACCUUUUCCGCGCAACCCUACAACUACAGCUCCAUCAUCGUCGGCUGCUUAUACAUCCCCAACAGUUUGGGCUACUUCUUAUCGAGUAUCUUCGGCGGCCGCUGGGUCGACAGCAUCAUGCACCGCGAAGCACGCAAAGCCGGACGCUUCGACGAAAAAGGCCGCCUGAAAUUCAUCCCGGAGGACCGCAUGAAGGAAAACGCCUGGGUCGGCGCCAUCCUCUUCCCCUGCUCCAUGGUCGCCUACGGCUGGCUCGCGGAAAAACACAUCAACGUCGCCGCGCCGCUCGUCGCCAACUUCUUCUUCGGCAUAGGCUCCAUGCUCAUCUUCGCGCUCGUCACCACCAUGCUGACGGAAUUCAUGCCGCGGAAAGCGAGCAACGGCAUCGCGCUGAACAACUUCGUCCGAAACAUCUUCUCCUGCGUGGGCAGUGUGGUGACGGAGCCGCUGAUCGUGGCGAUUGGGAAUGGGUGGUUGUUUUUGGGGUUGAGCGUUAUUUCGCUCGUGGCGGGCGCUGGGUGUAUUUGGGCGAUGAAGAGGUUUGGACCGGGGUGGAGGAAGAAUAUGGAUCGGAGGAUUGAGGAGGUUAUGGGGGAGUGA